AAAAAAAAAACGAAAAUAUCCGGCGAAAUACAGAUAAGGCACAGCAAAAACUCCCUCGUCCUCCAUUUUCGACCUUCCCAACACAAAAAUGCUUUCUCUCACAGCAAACUCUGUGAAACCCUCCUCUUCUUUCAUCUCCAACAACAACAACAACAACAACAACAACAAGCCCUUCUCAUCUUCUUCCUUCCUGAACGCCCACCGUCCUCUCCUUAUAUCCCAUUCCAAACCUCUCCCAAGCCCAAAACCCAUCUCUGCAACUCUCAAUCCUUCCCCAACUCCUUCCUCAAGCCCACAACAUCAACAGCAGAACCUCUACCAGCCCUUCAGACCACCUCCAUCUCCACUCCCUUCCCAGUUCCGCAACCUCGAUACGGCAAGUCGUAUCGAGGUCCUUGCUAAUCGUCUCGGCCUCUGGUUCGAUUACGCCCCUCUCAUCCCAACCCUCAUACAGGAAGGCUUUUCCCCUCCUUUCAUUGAAGAAGCCACCGGCAUUUCGGGGGUCGAGCAGAACUGCCUCGUCGUCGCCGCCAAAGUUCGCGAUUCCUUAGUCCAAUCCAAGAUCGACCCAGAAAUUGUCUCGGCGUUUGACUUGGGCGGUGCCGAGUUGCUGUACGAAAUUCGGUUGCUGAAUGGCCAGCAGCGCUUCGCUGCGGCUCGGUACAUUGCUGAGAAUCGGCUCGAUGCGAAGGGAGCUCAGGACCUUGCUCGAGCGAUGAAGGAUUUCCCUCGUAGACGUGGGGAUAGAGGUUGGAAGAGCUUUGAUUAUGCACUUCCAGGUGAUUGUCUCUCUUUCAUGUUUUGUAGGCAGAGUAGAGAGCACAAAAACCCUUCGGAACAGAGGACUGCGGCUUUAGAGCAGGCUCUGGAAGUCGCUGAGAGUGAGAAGGCAAAGAGUAGAGUUUUACGGGAACUGGAGAGAGGGGGUGAGGCUAAAGAUGGAGUGGAAGGGAAUGUCGAGGAAGGGGUUCGGGUUCCGGUAGUGAGGAUGAUGAUUGGUGAGGUGGCUGAGGCGAGCUCAGUCGUGGUUCUACCUGUUUGUAGAGCAGAGGAAAGAGAGAAAGAGGUUUUGGAAGCUCCAUGGGAGUGUAGGAAUGAAGGGGAAUUCGGUGUGGUGUUGGCAGAGAAAGGAUGGACGAGGUGGGUUGUCUUGCCCGGGUGGGAACCGGUGGUGGGAUUAGAAAAAGGAGGAGUGGUGGUAUCAUUUGUUGAUGCCAGGGCAUUGCCAUGGAGAACAAAUAGGUGGUACAAGGAGGAGCCUAUAUUGGUGGUGGCUGAUAGGAGUAAAAAGGAGGUGGAAGCGGAUGGUAGUUUUUAUUUGGUUGCUGUUGAUGAUGGAUUAAAGGUUGUAAGGGGAUCGGCAUUGAAGGAAAAGGAUGUGAAGGAGAGUUUAGGGACUGUGGUUUUGGUGAUUAGGCCACCAAAAGAAGACAUAGACGAUCAGUUGAGUGAUGAAGAUUGGGAGUGAACAAAUAAGAGAGUGAAAUAUUUGUUAUAAUGGGACAUUAAUACAAGUUAUGUAGAAUGUUCAAUAAAAGUGGAAACUUGAUGCUCAUGGAGCUGAGCUUCAUAUUUUUUUCCCUUUCUUAUUUUAUUUUAUUUUAUUUUUUUAAGGAGGAUUUAGCCCUUUUUUUCUUUAUGUAAUUUGUAUCCAGCACCAUAUAAAAUGAUUUAUACGUGCACUUUGUGUUCGUUAUUGAGCUUU
Messenger RNA from Ziziphus jujuba (common jujube), 1705 nucleotides. Its product is annotated as rubisco accumulation factor 1.1, chloroplastic. The record is from RefSeq and is a predicted model, not a curated record. Gene Ontology annotation, cellular component: chloroplast. Bases 89 to 1468 code for a protein of 459 amino acids. The transcript has a single exon. NCBI's taxonomy places the organism in Eukaryota, Viridiplantae, Streptophyta, Magnoliopsida, Rosales, Rhamnaceae.